Molecule: messenger RNA, 1971 nt
Organism: Didymella exigua CBS 183.55
Lineage: Eukaryota; Fungi; Ascomycota; Dothideomycetes; Pleosporales; Didymellaceae
Exons: 3
Coding region: 478-1587 (369 amino acids)
Source: RefSeq, a predicted model, not a curated record
ACCGAAUGUAACUCGGAAGGCAUUGUCGACUAAUCCCCCACAACAACUGAAGGCGUUUUCAAGGCCUUUCUAAGCUCUCGCUAUGACCGCGAUCCGACAGGAGCUGAGGUCGAAGCGUGCGGCGCUGCAUCGUGCCAAACUACUUUCGGCAAUCAGUCAACUGAAUGCUCACUCCCGCUUACCACAAGUGAUUUAAGCUUCCCACGCACAACCAAGAUUGCAGCAAACAACUAAGCCGACAUGCAGAAUGGCACGCGGCUACACCGUCUUCGGAAUCGUGGACUAUUCUAGUGGAGGCUCUGCAGAGGCCGGACCUAUGAGUGUAAUGACGGCGUGGAGUUGCCUCUGCGGUCUUACGCUCACUAGGGGACUUGUGCAGGGAGUAUAAUCCUUCUGCUAGCACCUCAGGCCUGUGUCUUCAGUGUUGUUCUGAAAUCAGUCUUCCUGUGCCACUUAGCUAUCACAUCAGCAGUCAUUAUGGUUCUCUUCUUUCGCAGUUUCCCCUCUCUUUCCCCGGUCAUCAUAUUCAUCGUCUUUCUCUUGCCUCUUUGUCAGUCGGAGAACGUUGUCGCCUUGAGAGCACUCCAUACCACCAUGGCCGGCGAAUUCACGUGUCCUUCUGGGGGUAAAUGGUACGCUUGCCCUUCAAACACUGGGUCAUCCAAGUUUGUGGGAUGUUGCGCAGGCGACGCGGACCCAUGCACGACAGGGUGUACUCAAGGAAACAUUCGUCCUGUUGCCUAUCCGUUUGAGAACUAUGGAAUUUUCCCCGAUGCUAGCUGCGGUAUCAACAGCGACUUCUUCACUUGCGCUGCUGCUGUCAAUAAGACCUUUUGGGGAUGUUGCAAAUCGAAUCCUUGCUCGUCAGACCCGCCAACAUGUCCUGACGGCAACCUGACGCCGGCCUUCGUGGAUCAACCUGCGCAAAUCAACUUCUACGUCGCCUCUCAAAUUGCAUCUGGAACAUCAUCAAUAUCGAGUGCAUCGGUCUCUGCAAUAUCCAGCAGCGAUGGAGGCAGCAAGUCCAAUGGCGCAGUCAUCGGUGGAGCAGUCGGAGGAGCUGCCGGUGCCAUUCUCAUCAUUAGUUUGAUCGUUCUCCUUCUCUGGCGCAGGAGACGCAACGCGAAGACUGUCCAUAGCGACAAUGUCGAGGUCGCUAGCCCCACGACGAACAAUCUCAAAGCUUUCGAUCCUCACUCCCCCAACCCUCCUGCUCAGUCACCAGCACCACCAACAUACUCUGCGACCAGUGGAGACUACUACCAGAGUAUUACACCACAAGACAAGGCCAACCGCGACACUCAGAGUCCCUACUCACAAGGGCAGUGGGCUUACACCACCGACAGACCUCAGGAAAUGGAAGCGGAUGUCGGUCCGCCGAAUAGAUACUCGGAGCUUCCUGCUGAGGUUGCAAGACCUGGCACACAUAACAGAUACUCAGAGCUGUCGACCGGGCCAAGCUGUCGGGUAUCGCCUUACCACUCGCCGAAGGCCUCACAGAACGAGAAUACUGUUGAACCAAAAGCUAGGGGGCUAGGCGUGGUGACCGAAGACUCAACAAAACCCUUGGGUCUGCCGAUAGAUUGAACCUUUCGCUUUUUGGGACGCUUUACCUUGCUAGCUUUAAUUAUUGCAUAUAUGCCGGGUGAAAUGGCUUGUACGUAUCGGACUUUCAUUCAACGGAUAUAGCCUCUACUGUUAUAAUGCAGAAGACAUACCAAACCCUUCCUCACGAACUGGUAGUGACUAUCCGAUGAUAUUACGCCAUUCACCUGACAAGCGACUAUACAGACUCGACCCAAUACGUUCAUGGCUGGCCGUGGCCGCUUGACCAUGAUCUAAUUUGCUUUCGAAUAUACGCCAAAACCGAAGGGAACCACAGCACUGCUCAACGCUCCUAUCAACUCUAGUACCGCUGUCUUGUGUCUCAAUUAAGGAAUGAUGGCUGAACAAAGACCCCAUGCUAUUGUC